CAUGAGCUCGCGCGUCAAGUGCACUGCUGGUGCAUUAAUUGUGAAUCAGGGUUUCUUUUAACUUUGUCUUCUUUUACUGGUAAAUGAAAGGUAUAUAUUACCUUUUGUGUAAAAUCUUAAUCACAGGCAGAAUAUCCGACGAAUGACUGUGAUCUGGUGACUUGCUGCGGGCGGAAGUGUUGUCGGUGAAGCAGAGAGCGGAGGGGCUCCAGCAUCACGUCCAGUGAGGCCAUGUCUGUGAAGAUGGAAAUGGACACGAGUGGAGUGUCCAGGACACAUGUCUCUAUUGUACCUGCAGCUGACAUUAAAGCCACUUUGAAACCAGAGGCAGAACGACCUCGCUGUGCCAGCACCCCAUCUUCGCCUAUCAGAAGUACUGUUGCAGGAUACCAGAUCCUCCACAUGGACUCAAACUAUCUGGUGGGUUUCACCACUGGUGAGGAGCUGCUCAAACUGGCCCAUAAGUGUUCUGAAAGUGGAACAGAAAAGGGAGUCAUGUCAGAUGGCAGACCUAGCUCCAUUCCCAGCCCUGUGCCUAAGUCAGUGGAUUUAGGGAUCCAUCGUGCUUCACAAAUCUUCAAAGCCAAAAGCCGUUACUACCAACCGUACGACAUCCCUGCUGCCAAUGGACGGAGACGGAGGCGUAUGCCCAGCUCCGGUGAGACCUCCCUCAAGUCUCUGAGCAGUGGGGAGCGAGUUAGAGGUCUCCAUGGAACAUUACCCCUGUGUUUGCUCAGAGGUAAGAGGGCCCAAUCCAAAUCUCUGGACUACCUCAACCUGGACAAGAUGAGUUUCAACGAGUCUGCAGAUACUGAUGUUUUACAGUACCAGCUGCAGCACCUCACCCUCCGUGGAGAGUGCUUAAUCACAAGGAACAAGACAUAAAAGCACAGUUGAACGCCUUUGUGGUCAGGAUUGUGGUGCUGUUUUUAGUGCUGCUUCUUUCUACUCACAUCAUAAGCAGCUCUUUCAGGCAAGCAAACCUGCCGCGUUCACACACCCCUUACGUACUGAGCCCAAAAAGCUUACAUUGUUACUGACUUUAAGGGGGUUAAUCAGCUUCAAAAUGUGAACUAUAUAAACCUUAGCAAUAACUAGUGAUGUUAUUUAGUUAGUGGCGUGUGGUAUGUAACAGUCAGAGAUGCACCGAUACAUUAUCCUACAAUCAAUAUAAGCACAUAUCAGCUUUAAAAUCUUAUCGACACUUUGGC
Molecule: messenger RNA, 1211 nt
Organism: Thalassophryne amazonica
Lineage: Eukaryota; Metazoa; Chordata; Actinopteri; Batrachoidiformes; Batrachoididae
Gene: macir
Product: macrophage immunometabolism regulator
Exons: 2
Coding region: 232-885 (217 amino acids)
Biological process (GO): negative regulation of cytokine production involved in inflammatory response; negative regulation of fibroblast migration
Source: RefSeq, a predicted model, not a curated record